AUGAGCCUGUUCAUAAAUGUUCUCGUUCUAAUUAGUGUCAGCGCAUUAAAAAUUAACUUCAACGAACACAACAAAAUAGGUUUUUUUGACUAUGGUGUAAAUUGGAAUGAUCAAAUUGUAAAUAAAGAAACAGACCUAAGAACUAAAUUUCUUGAAAAAAAGAGAAAUAAUAUUGAUAGUAAAAAAAGGAUAUAUGCUCUUGAAAGAGUGACUUCAAAUAAUAUAGAAUAUCUAGAUGGUAUUCCACAUUAUAAAGUUGGUAAAAGUUUAAAAAGUUUGCGUGACGUUGAAAAACUUGAAAAUAAUUUUAAAUCUCUGGUGAAGAUGGAAGGAGUACAAUAUGAUUACAAAAGAGACAUGCAUUGGAGAACUUGGAGAGAAGUCGCGUAUCCCAAUAUGAGUAAAAUAGUAGUGUGUUAUAGAUGUGAAAAUAUUGUUAAUACUACUUGUGAAACGUGUACAGGCAGUGGUUCGUGGGCCAUAGAAGAAAAUUUACCUUGCCCAUUUGAGUUGUUUUCAAUUAUUAAUAAAAAUGAAAUAUGUGCAGUAAAUUACAAGCAGAUAAAUAAAAUAAGGGAACAGUGUCCACUAAUAAUAAAAUUGUCAGAUUUAAGAGACUGUAAUAAUCCGAUUGAAACAAAGUAUUUAGUGAAGCGUGAUUUUAAAUCCGCUUCUGAACGUAGCACAAAUUUGUGUAAAGAGCGGGAAUAUUGUGAAAUUUCAACAAUUUACACGAUAUUACCAAACCGAACAACUUUUAGAAUAAUUAAUUCAUCUAACCACAUAAUAUAUUCAAGGAUAAUGAAAUUUGGCAGAGAAAAUUAUGUAUGUAUAGAGGACUGCGGAAUCUACAACCCGACAACAAAAAAAAUUACGACUAAUGAAAAGCCUUUCAUAGUAGAUUUAUUAGAUAAGUCUCAUAAAAAUAAGCGAGAGGAUUUGCUUAAUGAAACCGUGUAUACUAAUGAAACAACCCAAUCAAAGACUACCAGUAUGCUGCCUAUUAAAAUUGGGAUAAAAAUUUACAAAAAUCCUCAUUUCGAAACGGCGAGGAAGAAGAAAGAGGAAAUAAAAUUUAAAUAUAAUGAUUUUUAUGCCAGUACGACGCAAUCGAGUUGUAAAAAAAUGCAGACUACGACUCAAGAUGAGUAUGAGUUAGAUGAGUAUUUUGAGGCUCUGUAA
This is a messenger RNA of Amyelois transitella, 1182 nucleotides long. RefSeq lists its product as uncharacterized. The transcript is spliced from 3 exons. The coding region runs from base 1 to 1182 and encodes 393 amino acids. The record is from RefSeq and is a predicted model, not a curated record. NCBI's taxonomy places the organism in Eukaryota, Metazoa, Arthropoda, Insecta, Lepidoptera, Pyralidae.